Molecule: messenger RNA, 3001 nt
Organism: Puma concolor (puma)
Lineage: Eukaryota; Metazoa; Chordata; Mammalia; Carnivora; Felidae
Gene: GPBP1
Product: GC-rich promoter binding protein 1
Biological process (GO): positive regulation of DNA-templated transcription; DNA-templated transcription
Cellular component (GO): nucleus
Molecular function (GO): RNA binding; DNA binding
Source: RefSeq, a predicted model, not a curated record
AUUUUGGGACUGAGACUGGUUGUGGGGGAGGGAAAAGCGGCAAAAGGGGAUUAUUCAAAGUACCGAAAACCUUCUCCCGGGAUCGAACGCAGCGGCACCCCCAGGCCAGGGGCACCUCUGGUGUGGCAGAAGGUGAUUGAAUUACCCAUUUGUGAAGAUCAUCUUCUAGGUUUUGUGUUAAAAGGCCCCGGAUAUUUGAAGUGGCCAUUUUGGGAUUACAAUAUCUUUGGAUAAUUUUGCCCCAGAAGUUUAUUAAAAGUGGCAAGAAUCAUCUCUGAAGUGAAUUUAUAGUAGUGAACAGUUCUGCAAGCUACUUAAAGAGACCCAGUCAUUUCUUCAGUAUUUUGGUUCAAACGGAUUAUAUAACUGGUUAAAUUAUUUCAGCUGGUGGUAUUUUUUUUUUGCCCCUUCCCCCCACCCCCACCCUUCUCCUGUAGUUGGUGUUCUUCAGCCAAAACUGUAAGAUAUGUUUGAUUUGUGUACUAAGUAGUUUCGGCAGUUUCAAAUUACUGUUUAAGUACUGCUGAAGUUUCAUGGCAUUUUAUUUUUACCUUUAUUAAAAGUUUUAGGAAUUUUUGACCUCAGCUAUUUUCAUGUCACAAUGGGACAGCUUUUCUAAAUGAAGACGUUGAAAGAAUACAGAGUUUUUUUCCUUUUAUCUUUUAUUUACGUGGAAAUUUAAGAUGUUGCAGUUUUCCAGCAGCAUGGUAGUAUUGAGAUAGCUAUGUGUCUCUCUUUGUGUUGAUGUUUAGGAAUGUUCUUCAGAUGUGAAAUUUUCUUUUUGUUUUUGCUUUUUGGCUCAUAAAUUGGAUAUUUCAUCUGGAGUGGAUAAGUACAACAGUGACAAGUACAUGGAAUAAUAAAGAAGACUUUAAAAUCUUAAAUCCAAGGAACUUGGCUAAUUCUGGAGAUAGCCGUAUGAAAACUUUAAGACAGAAGUAUGGGUAGCUGACUUGAAGUAACUCUAUGUCAAAUAGUCAUAGGUUAAGUAUCUUCAAAGAACUUGGAUAUUAUUUCAGAGGAUACAAAAUAAAAAAACAAACUGGAAAACAUAAAGAUUACAGAGAAAAACCCAACACCUUCCUGUGCAGUCCUGUUGGAAUUUGUAAGUAUUAAAUGGGACUUGCCAUGAGGUGUUGAAGCCUUGUUUCACUGAGUUGGAGAGACUGGACCUAAAUGGCGCAGCAUGACUUUGCUCCAGCCUGGCUUAAUUUUCCUACUCCACCAUCAUCAACAAAGUCGUCACUGAAUUUUGAGAAGCAUUCUGAAAAUUUUUCAUGGACAGAAAAUCGUUACGAUGUGAAUCGUCGACGACACAACUCUUCAGAUGGCUUUGAUUCUGGUAUUGGACGUCCUAAUGGAGGUAACUUCGGAAGGAAAGAAAAAAAUGGAUGGCGGAUGCAUGGAAGAAAUGGUACUGAAAACAUAAAUCAUCGAGGGGGAUACCAUGGUGGAAGUUCUCGUUCUCGUAGCAGUAUUUUCCAUUCUGGGAAAAGCCAAGGACUACAUGAAAACAGCAUACCUGACAAUGAAGCAGGGAGGAAAGAAGACAAGAGAGAACGCAAACAGUUUGAGGCUGAGGAUUUUCCAUCUUUAAAUCCUGAAUAUGAAAGAGAACCAAAUCAGAAUAAAUCAUUAGCUGCAGGUGUAUGGGGCCUACACGCCCAGACACACACAUACCCAACCAAAAAAAUCUCCCAAGCUCCUCUCUUAGAAUAUCCUCCGAAUCCUAAAUCUAGAGCUCCAAGGAUGCUGGUCAUUAAGAAAGGUAAUACAAAAGACUUACAGCUAUCUGGAUUCCCAGUGGUAGGAAAUCUUCAGUCACAACCAGUUAAGAAUGGGACUGGUCCAAGUGUUUAUAAAGGCUUAGUCCCUAAACCUGCUGCUCCACCUACAAAACCUACUCAAUGGAAAAGCCAAACUAAAGAAAAUAAAGUUGGGACUUCUUUCCCUCAUGAGUCUACAUAUGGUGUUGGCAACUUCAAUGCUUUUAAAUCAACUGCCAAGAAUUUUAGCCCAUCAACAACUUCAGUGAAAGAGUGUAAUCGCUCAAAUUCCUCUUCACCUGUUGACAAACUUAAUCAGCAACCUCGUCUAACCAAACUGACACGUAUGCGCACUGAUAAGAAGAGUGAAUUUUUGAAAGCAUUGAAAAGGGAUAGAGUAGAAGAGGAACACGAAGAUGAAAGUCAUGCUGGCUCAGAGAAGGAUGACGACUCAUUUAAUUUGCAUAACAGCAAUACUACUCACCAAGAAAGGGAUAUAAACCGAAACUUCGAUGAAAAUGAAAUUCCACAAGAGAAUGGCAAUGCCUCAGUAAUCUCCCAGCAGAUCAUUCGGUCUUCAACCUUCCCACAAACUGAUGUUCUUUCAAGUUCGCUUGAGGCAGAACACCGAUUAUUAAAGGAGAUGGGCUGGCAAGAAGACAGUGAAAAUGAUGAAACGUGUGCUCCCUUAACUGAGGAUGAAAUGAGAGAAUUCCAGGUUAUUAGUGAACAGUUACAGAAGAAUGGUCUGAGGAAAAAUGGUAUUUUGAAAAAUGGCCUGAUCUGUGACUUCAAGUUUGGACCCUGGAAAAACAGCACUUUCAAACCCACUAUUGAGAAUGAUGACACAGAGACAAGUAGCAGUGACACAUCAGAUGAUGACGAUGUGUGAAGGAUUUCCUAACAGCUUUAGAAAUUUUAGUGUGAUACAUCUCUCAUGCAGUUUGGGGUGAAUUGUAAAAAUGAAGAACUAUAAUUUAUGUAGUAAAAUACCCCAUUAGAAGAUGAUUUUUUUGAGGGACUUCACUAUGAAGAAAACCAAGAAUGUUGUGUUGGGCUGUGUUGAACAUUAUUUCUUUGUAAAUGAAUGUUGUAGAAAUGAGGACUUUGGUUGAUCCAACAUUGACUAUCUUCAUCACUGCAGCAUUUCUCUGACUAGCAAUGUGACGAUGUAACAAAUGAGAUUUUCUCAUUUAAUAAUAAAAAAUUGUGUAAUGUUUUGCAAAGCUUCUGUC